Molecule: messenger RNA, 5188 nt
Organism: Cladophialophora immunda
Lineage: Eukaryota; Fungi; Ascomycota; Eurotiomycetes; Chaetothyriales; Herpotrichiellaceae
Exons: 2
Coding region: 157-2619 (820 amino acids)
Biological process (GO): tRNA wobble uridine modification; regulation of DNA-templated transcription
Cellular component (GO): elongator holoenzyme complex
Molecular function (GO): DNA-binding transcription factor activity; sequence-specific DNA binding; protein binding
Source: RefSeq, a predicted model, not a curated record
GGAGUAGAGAAAGCACACAGGGCAGCGUCACUCUCUUUCCCAAAUCGGCUGCAGGCUGAGACUGCUGUAAAAUCUACAAAGUCUUGGCGUGACUUCCCUGUAUCUAUUGAGCAACCUCAAUUUUGUCGCCCAACCCAACUUCUAUCCUCUCGAUCAAUGUCUUCCCUUUUCGCACAAGACGAGUAUCUCAGCGUUGGCGGAAAUAGACAUAGCGCAGCGGCCGACUGGUCAAUAACCUCAGGCCUCCUCGCCUUUGGCGCCGAUCAAAAUGUGGGCAUAUGGUCGCCACGGAAUGACUCUGGACACGGCAUAUCCGCCUUGCUCUCCGGGCAUACGGGGAAAGUGACAGCCGUGACAUUUAUCACCCCACACCGAGACGGUCCUACCGAACUGUUGGUCUCGGGCAGUGCAAAUGGAGAGAUCGCGGUAUGGAGACAAGAGGCUGAGGACCAGCAACGGAGGUGCCUUAUGAAGACCACAGCCCAUGAGGGAGCUGUCAACACCGUCGCCUCCCUAAGCCAGAGCAGGAUACUGGCCACCGGAGGAGCCGACGCAAAGGUGAAACUCUGGAAGGUCCAGGAGACAGGAAUCGAAGCCGUGGCUACACUCGUCCUCAAACCCAGAUUCAUUCCGUUGGCUCUCGCAAUAGGCUCAUUCCCGUUCACUUCCUCUCCUGACCAUGCCUAUUUGGUUGCUGGAGGUACUCGGAACGAUAUCCAAGUGUACGCCAUUGAGAGCCUGUCAUCCAGCCCGAAGUUCCAUCACCAUGCCACUCUCACUGGACACGAAGCAUGGGUGCGAUCCCUGGCACUCACACAAGCUCGAGACGGAGAUGCUCUGCUAGCCUCAGCAAGCCAGGACAAAUAUGUUCGACUCUGGCGCUUUCAACUGGGAGGCAGCAAACUCACAAACCAACCCGCCGUACUGAACGGGGGACCUGCCGCAAGCGGAACCUUAUCAGCAAAGAUCCAGACCGUGUCCGCUGGGGAGCACAAAUAUUCUAUUACAUUCGAGGCAUUACUUCUCGGCCAUGAAGAUUGGAUCUAUUCCGCUGCAUGGAGCCCCACCGGCUCCCAACUCCUCACCGCAUCAGCCGACGGUUCCCUUUCCAUAUGGGAGGCAGAUCCGUCGUCCGGAAUAUGGAUCAGCACGUCUCGUCUGGGAGAGAUCAGGGAGACAAAGGGGGCAACUACCGCGACCGGUUCUGCGGGGGGCUUCUGGACAGGUCUAUGGGGUCCUGACGGCAAGACGGUCACUUGUGUCGGGCGCACGGGCAGCUGGCGGCUCUGGCAGUACGACGAGGCCUCACAGUUCUGGGCACAAAGGUUCGGGGUCAGCGGGCACACCAACUCCGUCAACGGCAUCUGCUGGGCUCCGGAUGGAAGCUAUCUGCUUUCCACCAGCUCUGAUCAGACAACCAGGCUCCACGCGGAAUGGAAGAGGGGUGAGAAACGGAGCUGGCACGAAUUCUCGCGGCCUCAGAUCCAUGGCUACGACCUCAACUGCAUCGCGAGCACGACGCCGUAUCAGUUCUCUUCAGGUGCGGAUGAGAAGCUGUUGCGUGUGUUCAACGAACCAAGGGAUAUCGCCAACAUGCUCCAUCGACUAUGCCAGAUCCCGUUGCCCCCGGAGCUGGCUCAGAUGCCCGACACCGCCGCGAUCCCUGUGCUAGGCCUGUCGAACAAGGCCAUGGACGACCGCGAGGAGAACGACGAUGACGCUGAGGAUGAGACUCUCGACCCCGCUGGUACUUCAAACGGACUCGGGACAUCCCUGCUUGACAUUCAAGACCCACCGACGGAAGACCUGCUGGCGCGACACACAUUGUGGCCCGAGCACGAGAAACUAUAUGGCCAUGGCUCGGAAAUCUCCGAGGCAGCGACUCCCCCAGACGGCAGCGUUCUCGCCACAGCGUGCCGAGCGAGCUCCCUCGAUCAGGCGGUGAUCCGCCUCUACGACACGCAGGACUGGAAUGAGAUCAGACCGCCCCUAUCGGCGCAUGCUCUGACCGUGACGCGACUUGCGUUCUCUCCACAGAGUGCAGAAUACCUGCUAAGCGUAGGACGAGACCGGCAAUGGGCCGUGUUCAAGCGCUCGAGCGAGACCGCAAAGAGCUGGACCCGUGUCGCCAUAAAUGUCAAGGCGCAUUCGAGGAUGAUCCUUGACGCUACAUGGCUCGCGGGUCACACUACAAAUCCAAGCUUCGUCACAGCCGGCAGGGACAAACUCGUCAAGCUGUGGUCAAGAGGUGCGGGCAACGAGGGUGAGACCAACUUCACAAUGCGUUCGUCGAUUGCUCGAAAAGGCCCCGUCACAGCCGUCUCUGCCACCUCCAUCACCGCCUCCGACGGACCGCGCGGUGUUCUCGCUGUGGGCGAGGACGAUGGCACCAUCUCGCUACACACUGUCGACGCGAACGACGAGCUGAAGGUGUUGCACACGGUCGAAGUCCCCAGACACUUCUGCCCCUCGAAGACCAUUAAUCGGCUCGCCUGGCGCCCCACCUUGAACGACGAUGGAUGCGAUCAUACUGGUCAAGGCUCCCAACUGUUAGCAGUGGCGUCGGCGGACGGGUCGGUCCGCAUUCUGAGGAUAGACGUCGGGAGAAUUGGCCAGUGAAACAGCCACGCGAUCGUUCAAUGACUUCUGUGUCUCUUGUUUGCGACCAUCCACAUGAGAGCAGAUUCACAUAAUGCCUCCUGGUAGACCACGUGGGGAGGAACAUACUGCGGGAGGGCUCCUUCCUACUAGGACGACGGUGGUUGCCACGUCUGUGAUCAAGGCUUCAGAUCCUCCGUGCGCCUUUCGCAUCCCCCUUUGGCUACAGGUAUUCAGGAAACAUUAUACACGCGGGAAGUCUCCCACUGUUGGACAACUGGAUGGCGAUCCAGAGACACAGAGGAGAGCACUUUCAAUGGUCAAGUUCUUGACAAAAACACUAUGAGAUGCGUCAUUUUUCCCCCUUUUUUUCCCCCAACAUUCUCGGGCUAUGAUACACCCUCUGGAACUCAACAAACUGCUAUAUCCUGACAACCGAUCUCGCAUAGACUUCGAGGUCUUCGCCAAUCCAACAUGCCAAUUGACAGAAUCCUGCUCAAUGACACCGAGCCCUAUGCCGCCUGCUUGCAUUUGCACAUUCACAGAUCACAUAUCCACAUCGAACACGUAUCCGGAUGUCAAUUGGACCCUUCUGCCUCUAUCUUGCAGUCUAGAUGGUGGCUUAGAGGGCCGUGUCAGGGAAGUAAAGGUCGAAGGAGAUCGGAGUGUCCAAUUUCGCGCCAACAGAAAAUGUUUUCAUGGUUGUAUUGUUAUUGUUAUUGAUGUGAUGCGUCUGUCACAGCGCGGGCGCCGUCUGACUGGACGUGCCACGCUGGCCAUCAGCCAUCAAUGGAGGAAGAAACGAGAGGCUGAACCAACACACUGGCGGUCCCCACAUGCCCACCAAUGAGAUGGAGGAGCCGUCAGCAGCUGGGCCGUGGGCUCGAACGAAGAGGAUAACAAGGAAUGUCACCACCCAAAGGGCAUUCUGGCCGAGGUUCGAAGUGAUGCCGUACCACUGGUUCUGGGCCUGAUGGAACAUCAGGAGACUUAUGAGGCUCAUCGUUGUCACCAUCAUUUGCCAAAUAUUGCCGCCAUGAGGUGCCGGAGCCAUGAAACUGAUGGAGCAGAUCAUGGAAGCCAAAAGCGACAGGGCCUGAUGAGCUUUUGCUCGUCGGUGGAUAUGUUGGGUGCCACGAUAAUAGAAUCUCUCAACGAGAAACCAUUCGAGAGCCGAAAGCAGCAGCCCAAUGACAAAGCCCAAUACGUGCCAGAGAUCCAAGCCACCAGAUGAGUGGGUUGUGUCUCCAACUUCUCUGCCCGUGGGGAAGGCUUCUCCGGCGGGGAAGAGAAGGAAGCUGAGGAUGAGGGCAAACAACAUCGUGACGGCAGAGAAGAACAUGGUACGGAAAGUGGCUACGAGAGCGGUCCUCGUAGAGGCAAACGUGGAGGAAGAGGUACUGGAAGCAGUGGCUCAGAGGGCCACGCAAGGCACGAGAUCCGUUACACUGGGGCUCGACCUUGGAGGGCCUCGAGAUUGACUGUUGCCCCGACCGAAGUGAGUCUUGUCUGGUCAAAAGGAAUUGAUUCAAUGACCGGUCUUGUAUGAGGAUCGACGGUUCAACAUCCAGUUCUAUAUGAGGGUUGAACUGUGAAGGAAGUCCUGCCAACGGGAGCCAGAGCUGCUUUUGCUUGUUCAUCAUGUUGGCUUGUAAGAUGGGGCUGUCGCUAAGAAAUCUCUACAAAUGAUUAAUGGAUAGGUGCAUCGUGCGGCGCCUUGUGGUUGCACAACGGAAUCCUCCUCCGUGAUCCCCUUCCGAGACGCGAACAGGCCACGCAAGCACGUGACCGGUCAGGGACGCGCCGAGAGCGUGACGAGGCUGCCACGGUACUGUGACUGAAUGACCACUAUGGGUCAGACAUUACAGAUAGGAAAAAGGUAUCUCAAAUGACUCUAGAAUUGAGUCAUUUGAGCCAUAGUAAUACUUCUGUCACAGUACCGACCAAGACCGUUUGCCCCUCUCUCUUUCGGACCCAGUAUCACCCCAUAUUUGGUGUUUCAAGUCGGCGAACAAAAUCGCUGGCAGUACAGCUGGGGCCUGCGCGGAGCAAGAAAUCGUGAAAUGGCCCGGCAGUUUGGAUCUCAUGUCUCACAUACACGGACGAGGCGACUUGACGGAUCCAGGCCUGUCAAGUCACCCAGCUGCUGCGGUCAAAGUGGGGUACAAGCAGGCCAGCAGCGACUGUCUAUGCGAAUAGCACGUGCUGAGGAUGGCCAGAGAGGCACAAGCACGCCGAUCGACUUUCAAACGAGGGGGAUCUUCGGACGUUGUAAGGGACGGGCCUUCUUGGGGGAUAUACAAGAGAGCGAGGAGGAAAAAGAGCGAGCCUGGGUAAGGACCACGACGACGCCAGGACCGCCAUCUCUCAUUCAUUGCUUCUCGUACGUCUAUCGACAGCCUUGGGUCCAAAAGGAAAGGACCGAUGCGAAAAUCUCAAGAACCAGCUCACACGCGCUCGUCAGACAUGGUGUUAAGACCAAACGGGCUCCCUCGUCCCGUUAACCCCCCCCCAAAAUCCUUCUCCUCCCCCAAGCGCCCGGCAAAUGCGACGAUAGAUGCGCGCUCGAUGAUCUUGUUGAAGAUCAGAC